CAUGACGAAGCAAUCCGGGGCAGCCACCAGUGACCAGGCAGCUGCCGCCCAUAGCACGCCAUUACGGCUCCGGAGCAGCGUCUGCCGAGUGUCCCUGGGCCGUGCUGCGUGGGUACGGUCGAGCCGGUGCUAAGAUGGCAGCUCCGAUGGAAGACGAGUUCGAGGAUGCGCCCGACGUGGAGCCGCUGGAGCCCACUUUAAAGAAUAUCAUUGAGCAGACGUCAUUGAAAUGGAUCUUCGUAGGGGGCAAGGGCGGCGUUGGGAAAACGACGUGCAGCUGCAGUUUGGCUGUACAGUUAGCCCAGGUGCGAGACAGUGUCCUCAUCAUCUCCACGGACCCUGCCCACAACAUCUCUGACGCCUUCGAUCAGAAGUUCUCCAAAGUGCCCACUAAGGUCAAAGGAUAUGACAACCUGUUUGCUAUGGAGAUCGACCCCAGCUUGGGUGUGGCCGAGCUCCCGGACGAGUUUUUUGAAGAGGACAACAUGCUGAGCAUGGGCAAGAAGAUGAUGCAGGAAGCCAUGAGCGCUUUCCCGGGCAUCGACGAGGCCAUGAGCUACGCGGAGGUCAUGAGGUUAGUCAAGGGGAUGAACUUCUCGGUGGUCGUGUUUGACACGGCCCCCACUGGGCACACGCUGCGCCUGCUGAACUUCCCCACCAUUGUGGAGCGAGGGCUCGGGAGACUGAUGCAGAUCAAGAGUCAGAUCAGCCCCUUCAUCUCGCAGAUGUGCAACAUGCUAGGAUUGGGAGACAUGAACGCCGACCAGCUGGCCUCCAAACUGGAGGAGACUUUGCCCGUGAUCCGCUCUGUCAGCGAGCAGUUCAAGGACCCGGAGCAGACCACCUUCGUCUGCGUGUGCAUCGCUGAGUUCCUCUCGCUGUACGAGACGGAGCGGCUCAUCCAGGAGCUCGCCAAGUGCCACAUCGACACGCACAACAUCAUCGUCAACCAGCUGGUCUUCCCAGAUACCGACCGGCCUUGCAGGAUGUGCGAGGCGCGCCACAAGAUCCAGUCCAAAUACCUGGAUCAGAUGGAGGACUUGUAUGAGGAUUUCCAUAUUGUCAAGUUGCCCCUGCUUCCCCACGAAGUGAGGGGGGGCGACAAGGUCAACAGCUUCUCCAAGCAGCUCCUGGAACCUUACACCCCCCCCAGCAAGUGACUCACCUCUGCGCCCGAGUCCCCAAGGGAAUGGAGGAAACCGUAUCUCCCAGACCAAAUCCCAGGCGAGAUCUACCAAGGAGAGAGACUGUUGGAUUGCAUGUUCACUGGACCUUCUUUCUUGAUACACCUUAUUUCUGAAUGGCCUCUUUCGUUCUAUAUAUCUAGAGAAUGUGUCAGUUUCCAUACAGUAUCUGAGUGACCUUUCUUAAGCACAGCUGAGAAAUGUUUUAAGUACUAAGUAUUGAAUCUUUGUUGUCGAAAUCACACUAACUUAUGUUCCUACAGAGAUUAAUUUAUCUAUUUAUUUGAAGUGAUUGAUUAAAGUUUGGGAAGAAUAAAGCACUGAAUCGUGGUCAUCCAGCAUAUAUAGUCUUAUAGCAAAAAAAAACAACAGUAAUGACCAACGGCUAAGAAGGAGUGGUAUUAUGAUUGUGUUAAUGUCCCUUUUACCUCAUUGUUAGUAGCUGUUCUGAUAUGUAUCAAAACUUGGUAGAAAAUGUCAUGGAGUUGCCAUUCAAGCUUUGUGUUCUGCAACCCUGAGUCUCCCUUCAGAUGGUUUAAUUCCCCUGGUUUGCUUUUGAGAAGUUGGUUGUUUUUAUGAACAAAUAAAAAAAUCGUUGGUGUUCAGGAGA
Molecule: messenger RNA, 1794 nt
Organism: Paramormyrops kingsleyae
Lineage: Eukaryota; Metazoa; Chordata; Actinopteri; Osteoglossiformes; Mormyridae
Gene: get3
Product: guided entry of tail-anchored proteins factor 3, ATPase
Biological process (GO): tail-anchored membrane protein insertion into ER membrane
Cellular component (GO): GET complex
Molecular function (GO): ATP binding; ATP hydrolysis activity
Source: RefSeq, a predicted model, not a curated record